GCGGUCCAUCUUGGCUCUCUCGCUGCAGUCUCCCUCCGCCUGCGCGCCCUCCGUGUUGUUGUAGUAAAUAAUGGCGGCAUCGGGAGGCGGAUUAUCAUCUCCCGCGGCCGUGGCGGGCCAGAGCACCGUAGCGCCGGCCCGGGCUCGGUUCCCGGGUCGGCCGUGCGCGGCUCGCAGCAGGCUGCGGUCGGAGAAACGCAUCAGACGCGGAAGGUUGGGCUCGAACGACGGGGAGCUGGCUGCCGGAGGGCCGAGGCCUGUAAACAUCGGCCUGGCGUUGAGCGAGGAUCCGUCCCUGCUGCGCCUCCUCGGGGUGACGGAGAAGCACAGCCGGCAGAAGGACGUGGGCUUCGACUCCAGCAACAGCGAGGAGGAGGAGGAUUUCACUGGAUUUGGUACCACAACGGUUCGUCCUCAGAGAACCUCGGCCGCUGGCAAUCAGUCGUCGUUCAGAGCGUCAAAGGCUCGUCAGGCUUCUGACCACUCAUCAGGAGCAAAGCAUGCCGUCGGAAAAACGAGCCCCAAGACCCCACCACCAGCACUGAUUGGGAAAAUUGUUCCGAAACACUCUAAAGAGGAGCAGGGUGCUAUAGAACGCUCAGUAAAGAACAAACAAAUACCAAAGGUCAAUAUUAAACCGCACAGCAAGCAGCACGCUCCUCCUGUGAAAGCCAAGCAUGCAGAGAAGCAGGCCUCAGGAACAUCAUCAGCAGGAAGAGCCACAAACCCAGGCAGCACACAGAACCAAACCGCCGCUACCUCAGCCGGUGGCACCGAGCAAGACCAGACGAACCGCGCCGCCACUGAACCCGCAAACCCGGAACAAACUCAAGAAGGGGUCCGGGAAGCGGAAAGCGAGGUUUCGGAGGACUCGGACUCAAACCAGUCCCGCACAGACAGAUCUGUGAGGAGAAUCCAGGGUUUCCGUGCCGAGCACGCCAAAGGCACGUCCCAGGCCAUCGCUCUGUCGUUUACAUCUUUUCACAAACGGCAGAGGAAGAGGAUGACUAAAGGUAUGGGCGCCUCUCCGGAGGCCGGGGCCGAGGCUGGCGCGCACAGCGGAGAGGAGGAGGCGGCCAUGCCCCUGGAGUGCAACGCUGAAGAUGCCUCGGAAAAGAAACUGAAUAAAAAGCCACAGCGCAGAUCUUUGUUUGGGCACCGGCGGAAGCAGUCUAAAGACCUUUCAAUCAGACGGCCCAAAAUGGGUCAGAUUCGCUCUCGGCGUGUUUAUUACACAUACGUUCCCGAGACGCUUCCGGCUCCCGCAGCGCAGGUCGCGGAUAUUUCGCAGGCCCAAGGUCAAAGUGUCACCCCGUCCCAGGGUGAGCAGAAGCCACUCCCCGAGCAGCUCCCGCACGCCUCCAACAACUCCCCCACCCCUGUCAUGAGCGCACGGUCCUCCCGCGUCAUCAAAGCGCCAAAGAGGUUCCUGGAUGAAGAGAUGAUCCCCUUCCCCAAAGGCUCGCUCACAACGUGGCUGAAGACCCAACAGAAGGAGGAGUCGGGUUGCGACGGCAGCUCGCCGCAGAUGGACGCCGUCGCUGCCUUCGACAACCAGCCCGCCUCGGCGAAGAUCACAUCCAAGUCCAGCACGGGCGCGAGCCACGUGGAAAUCUACCAGAACCUCAAGAAGCUGACGUUGAAGCUGGCAGCGAAGAAGAGGGGCCAGUCUGAAGCCCAGGGCCAGUACUUGGACCACGGCGACAGCUUGACCCCGCACGCCAGGAAGAGACGCAGGUCCAAGCUCAUGAUGGAGGAGAUCGAUUCCCCGGGUGUGGUCCGGAAAUUCGCCGUGGUGGUGAACACCGACGUGGAGACGUCUCCGCAAGCGACGGCACAGGAUGCAGAGAACACCGCAGCGGCCGCGGCGAGGGAAAGCCGCGACGUGCUGGAGUUCAGCGGGCCGAGCCAUCGAAUCGGUCUCAGCGGCGCCAACAAGAGGAUGCUGCACCUGCUCAAGAAAGCCAAAGUCCAGCUCAUCAAGAUCGAUCAGCAGAAACAGCUCAAGUUGUCUCAGUUGGGAUCUCGAGAGUCACGGAUGCCGGUGAGCUGCAGCAGCAGCGGCGGCGGCAGGAGGAGACGGAGAGUCGGCUCCAAAGAGCUUGGCCCUCAGGAGCAGCAGCUCAGCGGUCCCAGAAUCAAACACGUGUGUCGGGCCGCGGCGGUGGCUUUGGGCCAGCCUCGUGCCAUGGUGCCAGACGAUAUUCCCAGACUCAGCGCCCUGCCCCUUCAUGAGAGAGAGGGUAUCACCUUUUCUCCUGCUGCAGAAGAUGUGGCCGACGACGACGACGACGACGAUGACAACGACGACGACAUGUCUGAUCAGGGCAGGGCGCAGUGGGCCGUCUCUCAGGAAAACAUCCAGCGCAGGAGGAGGAGCGGCAGCCGUCGGUUCAAAAGGAGGAAGGUGCUGAGUCGCUUCGCGCCCGGGGGCCUCCGGUCCCGCCGGUGCGGACACUGCAAAGGCUGCCUGGUGGUGAAGGACUGCGCCAAGUGCAUCAACUGCCUGGACAAGCCGAAGUUUGGGGGGCCGAACACCAAGCGGCAGUGCUGCAUAUAUAAGAAGUGUGAUCGGAUUGAAAAAGCGCGGAUGGCGCGUAUCAUGAGACCGCUGAAACUCCAGGCGAGGCGCUUUUCAGCCUCUAUGUCGAGCAGCGAGGACACAAACUGGUGCCUGGAAGACGCCAAUGAAGGAUCGCCCUCCAUGGCGUCCGGAGUCAGGAAACAUUCUCUGCGUAACAUCACGCCGCGCUCGUACAGCAGCCUGCUUAAAUCCGAAUCGGAGGAGGAGGAGGAGGAAGAGGAGGUGGUCAGGGGUGCUCAGGAGAGAGACGAUAAAUCGACCAUCAAGCCAAAUCCAGCGGCUGGGAGCAAGCAAGAUGGCACCGCACAAGAUGGCGUCUCUCCACCAGACGAGGUGCCGACCGAGGCGGUGAAGCACCGGCGCCUGUUCUCUCGAGGUCCCGGCAACAGGCCGCGAGCUCACAAGGCACAGGCGAACACAGAAGAGACGGACUGCAGAGAAAGUUUCCCCGAGCCCCGACCAUCCCGGAGCCCCGCGACGAAGCUGCCGAGGCAGCUGCAAAUACAAUUAUGCCGUCUGCCUGAUUAUAUCGUGCCGUCCGCUGCAUACAUGCUGCGAGAGUUGCCCCCGCGCGUGGAUCACUGCGUUUCACAGUCGCAUCCACUGCUGGCCCGUCUUAUAACGAACUCCGCUAUUUCACACCCAUCACCGCCUGUCGCAAGCUGUCUUCCAGAAACGCCCCGGCCUGAAAAGCCUCCUGCUCCCCCGCUCUCAGCCCGCCCUGUAACAAACUCUCAAAAGAAAUGCCUGCAGGUGCGUUUGCACCGUUUGCCAAAGUCUGCGCUGCAGGCCUCCCUCCAUUUGCACAAAUCUGAUCCGCCGGCACCACUUCAGCAAAACCCACAGCCCGAGCUGCAGUCCGCCGCCGCCACAGAAGUACCAUCACGGUCAUGUGCACAGGGACAAUCAGAGUCUGAGGUGCAGCACCCAGAUGAUUUGACGGAGACCUACAGCUCGAAUGCUGGUAAAACUAUGCCCGGCGUUUUAACAGGGCCUCCCCAGGCAGUCAGUCCUGUCACAGUGUUGCAGGAUCGUCCGCAAGAAGAGCAGGAGGAAAAACCGGCGGAGCCGGCCGAAGAGGACGGGAAGGACUCCUCUGUGACAGAGACUGUGCAGCAAAACCCUCCAACAACUGAUCCACACUAUGUCCUUCAUUCCCAGAAUCCUGCAGAGUUCGCAUCUGCGAACUCCCUGACUGGGUUAGCUAAUGGAUUUCCCCAAAAGGGCGUGUUGCAGAGCAAGUUCAAGAUCCGUGUAGACUUCAAGGAGGACUGUGCGGUCCAGAAUGUGUGGCUCAUGGGCGGCCUCAGCGUUCUCUCCUCUAUCCCCACAACUCCGCAACCCAUCUGCCUGCUCUGUGCCAGCAAAGGCCGACACGAGAUGCUCUUCUGCCAGAUCUGCUGUGAACCUUUCCACAGUUUCUGCCUCUCGCCAGAAGAGCGCCCCCAAGAGGACAGCAAGGAGAACUGGUGCUGCAGGCGCUGCAAGUUCUGUCACGUGUGCGGCCGCAGAAGCAAGAGCACGAAGCCUGUUUUGCAGUGCAGAAGAUGCCAGAUGUCCUACCACCCCUCCUGCUUAGGACCAACAUACCCCAAGCCUAUGAACUGCAGCAUUCCAUGGGUGUGUAUGACGUGCAUCCGUUGUAAAAGUUGUGGUGUUACUCCUGGAAAGACCUGGGAUCUGGCCUGGAACCACGAGAAGGACCUCUGUCCCGACUGCACCGCUCUGCACAAAAAAGGCAAUUUUUGCACCGUCUGCAACAAGUGUUAUGACGACAGCAGCCGACCGUCUCAGAUGAUGAAAUGUUCGCAGUGCAGCCACUGGAUUCAUUACAGAUGUGAAGGACUUUCAGAGGAGCACUUUGGCCUGCUGUCGGGUCAGACAGGCGGAGCAGAGUUCACCUGUUCCCCCUGCGGUCAGCAGCAGAGCAAGCACAGCAGCCUGCGGGAGGGGCUGCAGAGCCGGCUGAUGGUGGAGCUGGAGGCGGUCCUCACAGACCUGCUCUCCUCCAGCAGCACGAAACACCUCGUCUCCUGCAAAGCGUGUCAGGAAGGAAGCAUCACGUCGUCAGUCAGGGAGCAGCAGCCGGCGUGUGAUCUACAGGCUGUGCAGGAAAAGUUUGAAGCGGGCUGUUACACCUCAAUAAAAGCUUUUCAUGCAGAUGUUGCGUCUGUGAUGAGGACAUGGUUGAAGGAGGAGGAACUUCUCCCUGAGGAGCAGAAACCAACCGUUCAGUCUAAAGCACACUACAUCAAAGUGAUGAAGCAGGCCUUCAGCUGGCUUCCUCCCUGCAAUCUCAAAAAGUGGAAUUCGUUUUCAGAAGAGUUUCCAAGUGGCAUGCUCCCCGAGGCGGUCCUCCCUCCAUCGUUGGAGCACAGCUAUGCACAGUGGCUGGAGAGGACAUACCAGCUGAAAGAGUCCAGGGGCCCCCACAAGGGGAAAACUGACUCCGUGCUGUCCUCAGUCGCUGUGCGGCAGUCUGGUCUUCCUCUGUAUUCUCAUGAUUCCACCAAGGCUGAAGAUAUGAGGCAGUGUGCCUUGUGCCAGCAGUAUGGAGACUCUGCUCCCAGUGAAGCGGGCCGCCUCCUGUACUUGGGCCAGAACGAGUGGGCCCACGUGAACUGCUGCCUGUGGUCUGCCGAGGUGUACGAGGACAACAGUGCUCUUCUUCAGGUGCACAGCGCCGUGUCUAGGGGGCGCCAUCUGCGGUGUGAUCGCUGUGGGCAGUCCGGAGCCACGGUGGGCUGCUGUCUGGCCACCUGCCAGAGUAAUUUCCACUUCAUGUGCGCUCGUGCACAGAACUGCGUGUUCCAGCAGGACAGGAAGGUGUACUGCUACAAACACAGAGACCUCGUCAGUGCAGAGAUGGUGUCAGAUCAGGGAUUUGAAGUUCCUCGAAGGGUCUACGUGGAUUUCGAAGGGAUCACUCUAAGAAGAAAGUUCCUUACAGGCCUGGAGCCAGAAUGCAUAAACAUGAGCAUAGGCUCCUUGCAGAUUCAGAAACUUGGUGUUUUGUCUGAGCUGUCGUCAAAUGGGCGGAUGUUAUAUCCAGUCGGUUAUCAAUGUUCUCGGUUGUACUGGAGCACUGUUGAUCCCCGGAGGCGCUGCAAGUACACCUGCAAGGUGACGGAAGUGAGCACACCUCUCCCCGGCGAGGAGCAGGACCCGAGGUGGGACCAGGAAGAGAACCACACCAUAGUUCACAGUCCCCAUCAUGAGCGAGUUAUCGAGUCCCCAGAUUGUUUGACCCCUUCAUCCAGUCCGAUAAAGUCCACCACCCCAUCACCCAACUCAAAACUGCACAGCAAGUCUGGACCUAAAAGUCCAAGUUACUCUCAGACCAGGAGGCCAGCAGGGGGAUCAUCUCGACCGCUCCCGUCUCCAGGAUCUGCUCCUCCAAAAUCACAUCACAUCCUCACGCUGCGCGACCUCGAGGACACCCGUCGCACUCGCAGACUCUCAUCAAGGAGCCGCUGCAGUUCCUCGCCAUCAGAGAGCGAUCCGUCUGCGCCGUCGACCCUGCGCCCCGGCGGCGCCGUCCAGUCCAAAUGCACAUUGUUUGGCUCCCCUCCACCGUCCAACUUCGGAUCGGCCUCCCCUCCUCUGUCGCGACAGAACUCGGCCUCUCCGGUUUGGAGCUCCCCGCCCAGAUCCAACUCCAGCCUCUCUGCAGGGAUGUCACCUUGUCAGGGACUCGCCAGCCACUCGCCCAGGGGGCGGCUCAGCUUUAAAAUCACCACGCCCGUCUCCGCAGAGGUCCCACAAGACUUCCUGGCAUCGUCGGAAGCGGAGGAUGCAGCGGUGGCCACAACCAACGGGAUUUCACUCGCCCCCGACAACCUGGAGGAGGAGGUGGCCCACCUGAUGGCGCAGGAGCUGCCGUACACCGUAUUCGAUUCCGACACAGACGUGGCCUCCAUGCUGAACGCGAAGCUGGAGUUUGACGACGCUCUGCUGGGCGAGAACGUGGCACUUCACUGCGAAUCGCAGGGAGCCAGAGGAGAGGCGGAAUGUGUAGGAAACGACGUGGAAAUGCAGGCAGCUAAUCGGGAGAACGACUCGGAAGACGAGGACUCCAGUCGCUACCUGAAGUUUUCCCGUACGGUAGUGUGCGACGCGGCCGGCGCCUCGGACGCCGCAGCUCAGCUCCAUCCGGCCGAGUCGAUCUCGCAGUUAGACGGAGCGGACGGCGGGUCAGAGAGCGACGGCAGCGAGGGGGCCGGCGACAACGAGCAGGACGGCGGCGAUCAGAGUCACUCCAAUCACAACACUCCAACCAAGCAACUGACGGUUACUCUGAAACGGCUGGAGUCCAUCUACACGCCGUCCAAGUCGCAAGGUGAACAGGAAACUGCCGCGGCAGAGUUUCAGCAAAGUUUACCGCCGUCUGAACUUCUGGAACCAGGCAGUGGGAACAAUGACCUUUCGGUUCAGGAGGAAGAGGUCGCCGUGACCCAAGAAACAGCCGUAAUCCAGAAUGAAGUGAUUUUGGAUUCGGUGACCGGUCACUUCGUGUCCACGGAGGACGGCUCUGUCGUGCACCCAGACGAAAAAGCACCCGAAGAGAGUGACGACACCGCCUCGUCCACCGACUCGGUCGAGGGCUUUAAAGACGACCUGAACGACCCUGAUUACAGCCCAGAGCCCAAAACCAAAAAGUCGCCCACGUCGCCGGUGAAAGCCGUCGCCGCAAAGCCCAAACUCCCUCAGCCAGACCCGAACCGCCUGAUAAAACCAAUCCUUCCAUUCCAGCCCAAAAUCAAACUGCCUCUGCCUCCUCGACAGCCCGUCAACAAUGUCUCCGUCUCCACCGCCGGCGCGACCAUCUGCUCUGUCCCACGGACCGUCACCUCCCCCAUCAUCAUCAACGGCCUGAACGCCCUCCCCAUUCACUCUGCUGCCGCACGGGGGAAGGCCAUCGCCAUCCGAUUGGACGGCUCAAACACUGGGAUCCAGCAGGUCGUCACUGCCAGCCAGGCCGGGGUUUCUAACUCGCCCGCGCCCCAGGCCCCCGCCCCUCAGGUCCUGCUGGUCAACCGUCAAGGUCAGAUUCUGCUGAAAGACCCCAGGUCGAACACUUACCAGUCACUCCACGCAAAUUCGCCGGCGUACAGUAAAAUCAGCCAGAUCGCAAGGAUUCUGCACAGCGGUAACACACUGCGUCACUCCGCCCCCCGCGUCAUAUUAAAGCCCCGCCCAGGCGCCGCCUCCGCCAAUGCCGCCGCGUCCACCGCCGGUAGCCAUCCGGUGCCCGAAAGGAAAAUAGUCCUGAGAGUGGUGAAAAGCGGCGGUCCUACAGCUCCGGCAGCUGCCGCCGGCGUGCAGAGCGCUCAAAAGCAGGAUCCCGCCAAGAUCACAGAAAACCCAGUGCAGGCAAUCAUCAGCCAAGCGAUAGCGAUCCCCCCCAGCCCAUCCAGGACCAGACCCAUCAUUCUCAACAGCACUGUGUCGCCUCAGUCCAAGCAUCAAAGAGCUCCCGAGGCUCCGAAAGCAGAAGACUGUGAUCAGCCGUCAGUGGGCUGCUCAGAAUCCCCCAGUGGGCUGAAGGAACAGAAACCUUUUUCAUCCAGCCAGCAGGUGAAGAGAGACUCAUCAGUGUCUGAAAGGCCUUCGAGGAAGAAAUCCAAGAUGGACUUUUUGAUAGACCCUUCGAGUGAGCCGGAAGAAAUCAAAGACUCCAGGCUGAGUGGCGUGAGAAUGAAAGCUCCGUCAGUGAAAGGCGCUCUGGACUUGGACAAGGAUGUGUGUCGGCCGCUACGGAUCACUGCUCCUCCACCUCCGACUCUCAGCAGGCAUCCUCGGGUCAAUAGUCCACCUCCAUCCAAUUCCAGCAGAUACGUUCAGGGUAAAACACACAUGUGGGUCAGUUCCCGGCAUGGAGACCUCACCGAGUGGGGCCCUUACACAGGCGUUAGCUCAGAAGACGAUGCUCCCGUCCCCAAACACAGAUACAGAACGUACAUGAAUCAGCCUCACCUGCGCUUCGAAAUCACCAGCGACGACGGCUUCAGCGUGAAGGCCAACAGUAUAGAGGUCGCCUGGCGCGCCGUGAUUGACGGCGUCCUUGAAGCCCGGGCAGGCUUCCACCUGAAGCAGCUGCCUCUGGGCGGGAUGAGCGGGCCGCGGGUGCUCGGCGUCGUCCACGACGCCGUCAUCUUCCUGCUGGAGCAGCUGCAGGGUGCCGCGAACUGCAAACAUCACCGCUUCCGAUUCCACCGCUGCGAUGACAUUGAAGAGGAGCUUCCUCUUAACCCCAGCGGCUGCGCUCGAGCUGAAGUCUACACGCGGAAAGCAACUUUUGAUAUGUUCAAUUUCCUGGCAUCACAGCACCGAGAGCUCCCCGAUAUCGUCGGCCCCUUUGAUGAGGAGGAGGAUGAAUUCCCCCUGAAAUCAUCCAGGCGAGCCACCAGCAGCGAACUUCCUAUGGCGAUGAGGUUCAGACACCUGGAGAAAAUCUCCAAAGAAGCAGUUGGAGUUUAUAGGUCCCAGAUUCACGGACGCGGACUGUUCUGCAAGAGGAACAUCGACGCCGGGGAGAUGGUCAUCGAGUACGCCGGCACGGUCAUCCGUGCCGUCCUGACCGAUAAGCGGGAGAAAUAUUACGACGGCAAGGGCAUCGGCUGCUACAUGUUCCGCAUCGACGACUUCGAUGUGGUCGACGCCACGAUGCAAGGCAACGCCGCCCGCUUCAUCAACCACUCGUGCGAGCCGAACUGCUACUCGCGCGUCAUCAACGUGGACGGCCGCAAGCACAUCGUCAUCUUCGCCCUGAGGAAGAUCUACCGCGGCGAGGAGCUCACCUACGACUACAAGUUCCCCAUCGAGGACGAGAACAGCAAGCUGCACUGCAACUGCGGCGCCAGACGCUGCCGGCGCUUCCUGAAUUAAAUCUCCGGGCUCCGGGUCACCGCCAACAGGACGCCGCGCUGCGGCGCACCCGUCACGUUGACGGGAGUGUGAUUUAUGGAGCGUCCUCGGAAGAACAAAUCAGACAAGAGCCAUACGUCAAGACGGAAGCCGACUUGAAAGACUUUACUGCCGGAUCGCCGAUCUGGUUUCUGUUUUUUUGGGGUUCGUCUGUUCUUUUUUUCCCACACUGGUCCGUGUUACAGCGCCUGUCGUUGGCCUCUGCUGGAACUGGGGUUGGAUGUCGGCGGCACGCCGCGAGGGAAACAACCCGACGGCAGGCCGAAGAGGGAACGAGGAGGAGUCAUUCUGCGUCUCACUUGCACACAGUUCGUCACUGGCAACACAUUUCACUUGAGAACGCCGUUGACACCUCUGACUCCAAGCACCUUGUGGAUGUUGUCGUGCAGCUCCGCUUCGCCCCCACCCGGGAAAAAACCGCAUCUGUCAUUGGCAGGGAAUCCAACACUUCCGGUGCUGACGACGUUUAUUCCAAGAGUUAGUCGUUCCUCCUCCAGUCAGCUUCGACUUUUCUGUCUGUACUCGUCGCUGGCAGAGAUGCUGUGAUCUUUUAUCAUUUUAGAACAGUCCGUUUUUUUGUUGAUUUUGUGUUUUCUGUGUAUUUUAAGGCCUACGGGGGAGAGUUCUGCUGGAGCGGGUGUCACGGUGAAUAUAGUGACGCUAACCUGCGACCCCUUCAAAACGUUUUUGUAUAUUUGAAUAAUAAAUGUAUAUUCAAUAAACUGAUGGGGAAAAAUUUGUUCGAGCUUUUAACUUUCGAUUUAUAAGUGAAGGUGAACUGACAGAAAUGAAGCCAUUGCCAAGAAAUUCUACUAAGUUAAUGUUCUGUUUUGUUUUUGCACCCUCCUUCCUCCUGUUUGUGUCUCUCACUGGUGUACUACCUCAAGGCGUCAUGAAGCAACAUUUAAUUUAAUUUACGCGACCCAGUUUGGUGAAGAACUACUUCCUCUUUUCCUCGUGGUUUCCAAUCAUCGGAAAAGAAUUACCAUCGACACUAUAAUCCUUCAGAAACCGGUUCAGUCAUUUUGUCGUGCUCAUUUACUGCAUUGUGCACCAACACCAAGCUACUGGAUGUAGGUAGGAAUUGUCACUUUAAGUUGAAGGUUGAAUGCUGUGGAGUUGUGUGUUGUUUUUUUUUUGUACGAUUGAUAACAAUUUACCAAGCAGAACUCAGUUACUUUGUGAGCUCACCGUGGAUCCUUGCCUGUACAUAGUUGUAAAUGAUUUCUAAACCUGUUAAAUAUUUUUUUACCUACAAUUUUUUUAAAACUUGUGUUCAAUAAAAUGUGUUCAAAGUUU
Molecule: messenger RNA, 10810 nt
Organism: Salarias fasciatus (jewelled blenny)
Lineage: Eukaryota; Metazoa; Chordata; Actinopteri; Blenniiformes; Blenniidae
Gene: kmt2ba
Product: lysine (K)-specific methyltransferase 2Ba
Exons: 36
Coding region: 71-9472 (3133 amino acids)
Biological process (GO): positive regulation of DNA-templated transcription
Cellular component (GO): histone methyltransferase complex; nucleus
Molecular function (GO): protein binding; histone H3K4 methyltransferase activity; zinc ion binding
Source: RefSeq, a predicted model, not a curated record